GUCGUGCUCGCCCCACCUCUUUGCUCGGACAGAGAGGGCUCUUUCCAGAGGACCGGACCUCCUCGCCUGGUCCUGAGUGGAGUCCUCGCACCCGGUGCCUGCUGGUCUCGAGAACCUAUCUAGUUGACACCGGUCGGCAGGUGUGCUCUGCUGGUUAGGUUUCUUCUUCAGCUAGGGGAACAGUUGCCGUCAGCGACAUUCUGUGCCUAUGGGCGCUCCAGGUCCUGGUUUUCCAGUCCUGCCGGAAUCGUCCCGGCUUCGCUGACCCUCAACUCUGUCUCUGCUUGUCGUGGGUGCUCCUGGCCGUUUGUUUUUUGCCGGGAGUGUGCGGACUAGACAUCUUUCUGGCUCUCAGUUGGCAAGGCACUGGUCUCCAGGGAGCGGCUUUGUGUGUGGUGGGAUCCAGGGUCCUCAGCCAUGGCUUUCACUUUCGCUGCUUUCUGCUACAUGCUGUCUCUGGUGCUCUGUGCUGCGCUCAUCUUCUUCGCUAUCUGGCACAUAAUCGCCUUUGAUGAGUUAAGAACGGAUUUCAAGAGUCCCAUAGACCAGUGUAAUCCUGUUCAUGCGAGGGAGCGGCUGAGGAACAUCGAGCGCAUCUGCUUCCUUCUGAGAAAGCUGGUGCUGCCAGAGUACUCUAUCCACAGCCUCUUCUGCAUCAUGUUCCUGUGUGCUCAGGAGUGGCUCACCCUGGGGCUCAAUGUUCCUCUGCUUUUCUAUCACUUCUGGAGGUAUUUCCACUGUCCAGCAGAUAGCUCAGAGCUAGCCUACGACCCACCAGUUGUCAUGAAUGCUGACACCUUGAGCUACUGCCAGAAGGAGGCCUGGUGUAAGCUGGCCUUCUACCUCCUCUCCUUCUUCUACUACUUGUACUGCAUGAUUUACACCUUAGUGAGCUCCUAACUCAGACCCUGCUGAUGGAGAGGCCAAGGCUGGGAACCACUGCUGCUGUGGCUGGAGGAGCAUCAGACAGGGAUGACGGAGAGACCCAGCUGGCAGAGACUGAAUGGAAGAAAUGGGAGUCACACAGCAUACAGGGCCAUGCUACCCACUUGUGUGUUUCUGCCUUUGCCUUUCACCUGCAUGGGUUGCAGAGCCCCUCUGAGCGUGGAGGUGCC
Messenger RNA from Arvicanthis niloticus (Nile rat), 1115 nucleotides. It is a transcript of the gene Cnih3, whose product is annotated as cornichon family AMPA receptor auxiliary protein 3. Lineage: Eukaryota; Metazoa; Chordata; Mammalia; Rodentia; Muridae. Gene Ontology annotation, biological process: vesicle-mediated transport. The record is from RefSeq and is a predicted model, not a curated record.